Setaria italica (foxtail millet) is the source of this 1510-nucleotide messenger RNA. Its product is annotated as FH protein interacting protein FIP2. Gene Ontology annotation, molecular function: protein binding. The coding region runs from base 117 to 1025 and encodes 302 amino acids. Gene Ontology annotation, biological process: protein homooligomerization. NCBI's taxonomy places the organism in Eukaryota, Viridiplantae, Streptophyta, Magnoliopsida, Poales, Poaceae. The record is from RefSeq and is a predicted model, not a curated record. The transcript is spliced from 11 exons.
GAGCGGAGCGGCAGGUAGACGAAGGAAACGCCCCAACCAGAAUCCCCGAUCCCCCCUCCGCAAUCCGACGCUUUCCGCCUUCCACGCCACCGGUGCCGAAACCAGGGUACGCGGCGAUGCAGUCGCCGGAGUCCUCCUCCUCCUCCUCUGUCCUCCUCAACAUAGGGGGCAAGAAGUACGCAACGACGGUGGAGACGCUGACGCAGCGGGAGCCCGAUUCCAUGCUCGCCGCCAUGUUCAGCGGCCGGCACACGCUCCCGCACCACCCCACCACGGGGACGGUGUUCGUGGACAGGGACGGUAAGCAUUUCCGGCACGUACUCAACUGGCUCAGGGACGGUGCCAUUCCCGUGCUGUCUGAGUCCGAGUACCAACAGCUGCUGCGCGAGGCAGAGUACUACCAGUUGCUUGGCCUAGCUGAUUACAUAAAUGAGAGGCUCGGUUGGAAGAAAGUCGACAGUUCAGAGGCUGAAUUGACACGGAAGGACGUGAUAAAAUGCAUCCAGGCUCAGAGAGUCAGGUUCCGUGGUGUGAAUCUAUCUGGCCUUGAUCUGUCUAAGCUUGACUUGUCAGAGGUGGACUUCAGUUAUGCAUGCAUUAAGAACACUGAUUUUUCAUGUGCUAACCUUUACAAAGCAAAGUUCGGGCAGGUGGAAGCUUCAUCUUCAUCUUUCCAAAACGCAAUUUUGCGUGACAGGUGUGAGUUUGUUGGAGCAAACCUUCAAGAUUCUAUUCUGGAUGGAGCAAACCUUCGAAGUGCGAACCUGCAAGAUGCAUGCUUAACACGUUGUAGCUUCAUUGAAACAGAUCUUCAUUCUGCCCAUUUACAGACCGCUAAUCUUACGUCUGCCAACUUGAGUGGAGCUAACCUUGAAGCAGCCAAUCUCAAGGGUGCUAAGUUGUCUGGAACAAACUUGCAAGGUGCAAAUCUUCAGCGAGCUUACUUGCGAGAAGUUGAUUUGCGUGACACUCUUCUAACUGGUGCUAAACUUGGGGGUGCAAAUCUACUUGGAGCUAUCAGGUGAUGCAACAAGAGAAGACCAUCUACAGUCGACUGUGCAGCUUCAUAUUGUGUAUACUGUAUAAUUUUAUUGGAGGCGGUAGCUUGCGUGCAGCAGGAUGGAGCCUGCUGUUCGGGUCUUUGCUGGUGGAAAUUUAGGACACAGGCACAUCAAAAGAAAACGAUUUGAUCAAUGUUUAUUUGUUGUAUCCGCUUUUAGCUGUACACUGCCCUAUGGUCUGAGAUCUAGCAACCAUUGAGGGCAAGUUUGGAUGAACCAUUCCUCUUGUGGAUUGAAGGAUAUUUUUUUUACGGGUCCACUCCAAUCCACGUGGGGAAUGGGUGUAUCAAACAAGCCCUCAGUGAAAUGCAGUAAAAGUAGCUGUAAUUGAAAUCAGGCCAUCAGUGUAGAAGAAACUGCUGUUUCUUCAAUCGCAAAGGUUGCACAUUUCCUGGUUAUUGUGGACGAAAUUACCUGAUUUCGUGUUCUGCUGGGAGCAAAUUCCAUUC